AAUGGUAGAAAAUAAAGGCUUGGAAUUGGACAAAUAUCGAACAUAUCAAGCCAAAAUGAAUGAGGGGAGUGCGCUAUCAUCGUACUCCAUUCACUCGGUGUGCCGCAUCUGUUUGAAUCAUUUGCAAAAUGGUCCCGUUUUCGAUCUAUUCCUAAUACCCGGACUGGCCAAGAAGCUGUGUGUGUGCACAUCGCUGUCGGUGGAGCAGCAGGAUGGAUUCCCACGCAAUAUAUGCUGCACCUGUCACACCAAAUUGGAUGAUAUGCAUCAGUUUCAAAAAUUGUGCGUCGAUUCGGUGCAGAAAUUCCAAUCGAUGCUAAGCCAGAAUAUGUUUAGCAGCAGUUCCUCCUCCACAACAUUCGAUUUGAUGAAUGUGAUUACCACCAGCCAUACUGAGGGCCCAGCAGAUGAACCCCCACUUGUGGCUGGUGGUGGUGGCUGUGCUGCUGCUGCUGGUGAGGAGGAUGAUCGCCUUAAUUUUGAUCCUUUACUCAAUCACAAAAUGGAAUUGAUUGAAAACGAAGAAGAUGUCUUCAAAAUGCUCGAGAAUGUCGAUAAGGAAGUGGAAGAUGUGGAGAAACAAGAAGAGGAUGAUGAUGCGGAAGAUGAUGACUUUGAAGAGGACGAUGAUAACGAUGAUCAUGAUGCGGACUUUGAACCUCAAUUAAGUAGCGAUGCUGGUGACGAUGAUGACUUGCCUCUAGCUCAACGUUUGCGUAUAAAAAAGAAACCUUCAAAAAGAGUCAAAAAAGAGAAGGAGUUGCUCUCAGGAUCUGGGGAAGACUUUGAUUAUGAUGAUGGAGAUGAGUAUGAUGAUGAUGAUGGUGGUAAUGACUCCAAAUCAAAGGCCAAACGCAAGAGGAUACCAGCCGACGAACGUCAUUUGCAUCGUAUCAUUGAUUGCCACAUUUGCCAUCAAAAGUUCAAGAAAGCCAUUCGGUAUGAGGAGCACAUGAAGCAUCACAACGAUCUACUGCCCUUCCAAUGUAAGGUGGAGACGUGUCGCAAGGGAUUUACUACAGCCGGUGGCCUACGACUCCACAUUGAUCAUGCCCACACAGAGCUAUCAGAGGUACAUUCUUGCUCGGUCGAGGGAUGUGGCAAAACCUUCCCUCGUGUCCGAUUGCUAACCUUUCACAUGAAGAAGGUCCACAACAUAUCGAAAGCAGCAGCUCCGCCAAGAGAUUACCCUUGCUCGGAAUGCGAAAAGGUCUUCCGUUGUCCCAUGGCCCUGAAGAAGCAUAUGUAUAAGCAUGAUGGCAAGGAGUUGCCCUUCCCCUGCAAUAUUUGUGGCAAGCGAUUUGUUAUCAAUUCCGCCCUCAAGGAUCAUUUGAUGCGUCAUGCUGGGAUCAAGAACUAUGUGUGUCCCUAUUGUGGUGUGGGCAAGACGACACGUCAAGAGUGGAACACCCAUAUCCUAACCCAUACCCAGGAGAAGAAAUUCAAGUGCCAUAUAUGCGAACAUGCUUCGCACAACAAACAGAGCCUGGCCAAUCACAUCAAGAUUGUCCACGAGAAGAUUAAGAAUUAUGCCUGUCAGUAUUGUGGCAAGACUUUUGGCAAGUCGCAUGCCUGUAAAAUCCACGAGAUGACCCACACGGGAGAGAAACGAUGCGAGUGCAAGGUGUGUGGCAAGAAAUUCCUUUAUCCAAAGAGUCUAACAAAGCAUUUGAAGACGCAUGAGAAGCGCGUGCUCCGUGCCAUCGAAACGUAUCGUCAGCGUCAAGUGGAAAUGGGAGAAACAUCAGGUCAAGGCGAUCAACAGCAACAGCAACUGGAUCAAGUGAACCUUGGUGUGCCAAAUCCCACGGGAAGUGUCACUGUGACCAUAGCCGAACCCGGCGUGGGUGACCAACUAAUGUCCCAGAAUGCUGCCGAUGAGUUGCUUAAAGUUUGUGCUGAAUCUGUGGCCACCAUACCUAAAGAUCCGCGUCGUGUCCAGCGUGUGGACAUCUCUCAGUUGGCGGGCACAGCGGUUAAUCCCAUUUCCUCAGUCUCAGUGCCAUCGUGGUCACCCCAGACAACGAACUUUACGAAAAAAGAGGGCAAACACAUUUGUCCCGGCUGUGGUCAAGGCUUCAAUAAUAUUGGCAACAUGAAGCGUCAUUACAAGAUCAUACACGAGAAGGUCAAAGACUUCGCCUGUCGCUUUUGCCCACGAAGAUUCGCCAAGGCGCAGACGCUCCGACAUCACGAAUGGAUCCAUACGGGCGAAAAGCCUUUCGAGUGUAAAACCUGCGGCACACAUUUCCGCCAGGAGACCGCCCUAAAACGGCAUCAGCGCACCCAUGAGAAUCGUCCGCCCGUCAUCUCGUCCAAGUUCUAUGCCGCUCGCGAGGAACUGGAGGAGCAAGAGCGCUCCAAACGUGAGGCCAAACGCAAGGCGGAGGCCAAACGUAAAGAGAUCGCCGAAGCAGCUAAGGAGCAAUUAUCUACUUUACAUAAAUUGGAGUCCAUUGACAAGCAAUUGCAUUCCUAUGAUGAGUACCAGGAGGCUGCCGCAGAGCGGGCAGCUGCCAGCGCUGAACUCCAGGCCCAACAGAACGAGGAGAACGAAGUCCGGCGACUGGCCGAUGAGGAACGCAUCAAAAUUCAAGCUGCUGCCUAUGAGCAGUUGCAAAAGUUGCAAGAGCAGCAGGAAAUCGAUAAGGCUCAAAGCUCCUACGAUGGCUACUAUGCUCAGAAGGCUCAUGCCGACGGCACCAAUUUGGAUGCUCUCAAGAUUGAUCAUGUGUGAGGUUGGCGGAGGAAAGAUGCGUUUAACGCGCUUACCAAUUAUUAUGUGUUAGCUAGUUAGGACAUAUUUUUGGACAGGGUCAGAACACAAGAAACUAGAUUUACAUAUGUAUAUAUAUAUAUAUAUAAACUAUAUAUGGUUAUCACCAUUCGAUUCCAUUUAUGAAAACCAGUUUGAAUUAAAGUGAUGAAUUUGGAUUUUACAAAAAACUUAUACCCUGAUGUUCAUAUAAUAAAUGUACAUCUUUUCAGAACUGGCUAUAUUAUAUAUAGUCUGAUACU
Messenger RNA from Drosophila willistoni, 3018 nucleotides. Its product is annotated as zinc finger protein 91. Gene Ontology annotation, molecular function: zinc ion binding. Gene Ontology annotation, cellular component: nucleus. The coding region runs from base 2 to 2737 and encodes 911 amino acids. The transcript has 3 exons. Lineage: Eukaryota; Metazoa; Arthropoda; Insecta; Diptera; Drosophilidae. The record is from RefSeq and is a predicted model, not a curated record.